Molecule: messenger RNA, 5000 nt
Organism: Epinephelus fuscoguttatus (brown-marbled grouper)
Lineage: Eukaryota; Metazoa; Chordata; Actinopteri; Perciformes; Serranidae
Product: zinc finger protein ZFP2-like
Exons: 2
Coding region: 627-1643 (338 amino acids)
Cellular component (GO): nucleus
Source: RefSeq, a predicted model, not a curated record
UUUAAACUUUUUCUACCCAGCAAACACUUGUAUUAAAAAUAGAUUGAAGAAAGACUGAUAUAGACUGUAGCUUCUCUGAUGAAUUCCCUGAAACAUUUAUGUUGGUGUUGCACAGCUGUCAAAUUUUGUGGCAGAAACUGUGAUUUUAUUCACAUUAACAAAAACAAUCUGUCUUGGUUUGAAGAAUGUUGUUAUUUGUCUUAUCUGACAAUGAUGUAAAACACUGUUUACUUUAAUCUCUUAAUAUUGAUGUCAAAAUAUCACAUUCAUUGUUGAACGUACUCUGGUAAAAAGCCACGCUGUACUGCUUUCUAUAACGAGUUUAGAUACACAAUAAAUUCUCCCUGAAGCACUCUGAAAAACAAAAGGCACCUAAAACUGUUUUUAAUGACGUCUUGAACCCGAUCACACCUGUUCCAUGGAUCCUUUGUAAAUGAUCAACUUUCCGACGAUUGUCGCUGUUCAUACCACAAAUAAAGUUUGAAGGGAAAAACACUGGGAAAAAACGCUCCGGAAAUGACCGUGUGUCAUUGAACAAAAUGGCGACUGGCGGCCAGAGUGAGUGUUCGGUGGAGAGCGGACUGUCGUGUCAGUGAGGAGGAGGAGGAGGAGGAGGAGAGGUGAAGAUGUGUAAAGUCCAAAUGCUGAGAGCGUUGGUGAAGCAGCGACUAACUGCGGCUGCUGAAGAGAUAUUUGGGCUGUUUGAAAGAACGAUAGCAGAGUACGAGGAGCAACUUUGUCGCUCAAAAGAGGAGAACGAGCGACAACGGAAACUACUGGACGCUGUUUACAACCCUCAGCUCAGGUUACACAGAGCAGACGUCCAGCAGCUGUUGGUGGUUAAAGAAGAGGUUCCCCCUGAGCAGCAGGAGUGGAGCUCCAGUGUGGACCAGGAGGACCCAGAGCCCCCACACAUUAAAGAGGAAGAGGAGGAACUGUGGAGCAGUCAGGAGGGAGAGCAGCUUCAAGGGCUGGAGGAGGCUGAUAUCACCAAGUUCACAUUCACUCCUGUCCCUGUGAAGAGUGAAGAUGAUGAAGAGGAACCUCAGUCUGAGGGACACCACUGUGGAGGACCAGGACCAGGACCAGCGCCCGGAGACGAUGACACUGAUGAUUGGACAGAGACCAGAGGACCUCAGACAGAAUUAACCCAUCUGAGUCUGAACAUGUCUGUCCCUGCCAGUGACUGUCGUGCUGACGAGAAACCCUUCAGCUGCAAUGUGUGUGGGAAAAGAUUCAUGCAGAAGGGCUACUUGAAGACACACAUGAGGACCCACACAGGAGAGAGACCGUUCGGCUGCUCCGUCUGCAGUAAGUCCUUCUCACAGAGUGGGAGUUUACAAAGACACAUGAGGACACACACUGGAGAGAAACCCUAUAUUUGCUCCGUUUGUGGGAAAGCUUUCAGCGAAACCGGAAACCUGAAGGUUCACAUUAAAACUCACACGGGAGAGAGACCAUACAGCUGCUCAGUGUGUGGGAAAGCUUUCAUUGAGAGUAUCCACCUGAAGGUGCACAUGUGGAACCACACGGGGCAGAAACCUUUCGGCUGCUCCUUGUGUGGGAAAAGAUUCCCUUGCAAUGAGAAUUUGGUGCGUCACAUGAGGACUCACACGGGAGAGAAGUCACUCGGCUGCAGCUGAUGAAGAGGACUGCAGAGGACGGGGGAGACCAGACAAGAAGUAGUCUUCAUCAAAGCCAACAGAAAAAUGUCAGCGAGUUUUAGAAACAGUAUGAGACUCUUUACUUUUACUUUUGUGUCACUUACUUGUGUUUUCACAUGACGAUCCACUCAGGAGAGAGACCGUCAACCUCAAGAGUCAGAAACAGGAAGUGAAAGCAGGAAGUGGAGCUGCUGCUGAUUAUUAAAUAUUAAAGUUAAAUAUUUAGCUGCUUAUUAUUCAGCAAUGUUUUCUCUUCAGUUUAACUCUUCAAAAUCAGACACCUGUAGAUAGCUGAGGCCUUUGUCUUCCCCAUCGCCACGUCAUGACCUCAUGUUACUGUACGUUCUGUGCAGACAUGGUACUUUGCUGUAAUGACGCCAGCAUUUCCCCAUUAUGACUGCAGGAGAUAGUUGUUUCCAUAAUCCUGUGUAUAUAUUUAUCAAAAAUAAAACCUGUAAAAGCUUGAACAUUCAGCUAAAGGCACAAAACACGCCGUUGGUGAACGCCAUGUGUCAACAAAUAGGCCUCUGUUAUUUUCAACGUACGACCCCACACUGGUGGUGGCAAGAAGUGCGUUGGUGCUCCGCCACUGUCCUGUUUCCAGCCUCGCUGCCCCCACAUUUAAAUGCAUUUUCCCCACUAGCAGCUCUUCUCUGCUCCCGUAACAGCUCGACUCCUCUCCUCAUCACAGAUGUGUAAAGACAACUCUGUAGCUGUUUCUAACGGAUGAGGAGAGACUUGAAAAACAUGCUAAACUAAAUGACCCACAAUCGUUAUGACAACCGAUCAGAUACUUCCUGUGAUUUGAAGCUUAAGCCUAGCUCACAUUACACAAUUUUCACCACGAUUUUGAUGUCGCAGAGGAUCUUGAGAGCCACUUUGGGUCGGAGGUGAGUUGGCAGGUAGACUGUCCUCAUGUGUGAACAACCCUCUGAGCCAGUCGCCACCUCGUCUGUGACUAGGACUGCAUAUCUGGCAUGCUAGAAAACAGGAGAGGUGUGACAUGACUGACAAAGAGCAUCAGCUAAUGAGAGGCGGGAUAUGUCCCACGUCAGCACACAGGAGGACGGAAUAAAUGUGAGGAGGACAAGUCGGCAAGCAACAACAACAAUAGCGGCGUCCACAGGAGCACAUAGUGCGCGUUGUGUUCGGACCCAGGCUCUGGAGGCAGAUCUGAUUCAUUUAUUUUUACUUCCACGCAAUUUAAAUAACCCACCUGUAGCCAGACAGCACAGGGUCAAGGACAGACAUUCUCUAGGGGAAAUGGCAAGCCUCAAUCUGGUGUGUUUCCUUGAGAUGUACAGCUCUACCAGCCCCAGCAAGAAAUCAAAGUCAUCCGCUGUCAUCUGUAGCAUUUCCCUAAAACCCGUUCGAUCACUCAGCUAUGACAGGUACAAUAAUCUGGGUCAGAAUACAUGCAUAGACUAUAUACAGGGAUUAAAGUUCUCCGGCACACAGCGGAUUUCCGGCGUGGCGAAAUUUCUGUCCAGCACGGGCAGAAGUGCUCUACAGUGCGAGCAUUUGACUUGCAUUUGCCCCUAAAAAUAUAUAUAUGUUCGAACCGGGAAAAUGAUUUAGGUGCACAGUGUGCGAGUAAACACAACCUACUGUUUACUGUAAUCGGCAUCGGACGUUUUUCCAUCGAUAACCGAUCAAAUAAAUGUAUUUUAAAACUCACUCCUUUUGCUCUGAUACAGCCGUCUCUCUCCCUGCCUGCAGUCCCCACUGCACUGAGCUUUGUAACAAUGUCCCGCCUACAGCCCCCUCUGAUUGGUACAUGGCACAAGUAAUAGCCAAUCAACACUGACGCCUGUGCAUGCUUUCACAUCAUGUCACAUUGAGACACAGAGCACAGACGGAGCGGGAGAGGCUCUGGUAAGCCAGCGGUAAUUUUGAAGGUGAGGUAAUAGAAACAACAUUAUGUGAUCCAUUUCAAUGAUGACAUACUUGCCCAGAGGCGAAAUUUCGACCUAACUGCCUGUUUAAUUCACAUCAAGCGCGAUACAAUUUUGCAAACAGCCUAAAUGAUUUAGCUUCUAAAAAUAAAUAGCACCAAGGCAAAAAAGAGAUGUAGGAGCUAUAAGUCAAAUAGUCUGGUAACCACUGAAAGUUUAAUCUUUAUUUAUAAACUCAUUAUACUAUAAAAGUUUAAACUGAAAAGUAACGACUAAAGCUAUAAUCUUUAUGUUCGUGUUGAUAAUAAACACGUUCCUUUGCAACACAUACAUUUGUACUCUUCAUUUUGUGACCGCAACACCAAGCCCCCUGCUCCAGAUAAGAUUUCAGAUUUCAGGCACAAAAAUCUUCCGAGCUCCACAUUUCAGGCACAAAAUUUUUUCUUGCUUUAACCCCUGCUAUAUAGACAGUACGAUGAAAGCUAAUAGGCUAGCGGCGCAGUGGCAACUGAGUUUCAUUCACAGAACUCACCUCCAACUCUCUGCAGAGUUGACAACCUGCGCAAUCUGCGUGCAGCGACCUUUUCCUUUCCCCAAAUCCCUUUCUUCGUUUCCUGUUUCUUCUCAGCGUAGAGCAGGGCACAAACGACCUGCAGAGCUCCAAGCUGUCGGACAUCCAUGUUGACAAGUAGCGCCAGGGAACUUCAUAAUAUCCUGUUUUGGUCACACGUGACAAAAUGUAGUUUGGUGUGUGUCAUGUCACAUGCCAUACAGCGGUGGCGCCGGUGUGUUUUCAGUCCGAGGCUUCUGUCUUCCUGUCAUCACAUUUCAUUGGUUAUCACCAGGCUGUAAAUGUUUUUCCACUGAUUCUCAAAAACAGCUGAGAGACGACUCAUCAGCUGUUUCCUGACGUCAGAGAAGAAAUGCUCACUGAUGGCGGUAACUGGUAAAAGACGUGGCUCGAUGAUGAUGUCAGGACUAAUUCAGGUGUUUGAGAAAUGAACAGGUGAAUUUAUUUUUUAUUAAAUAUCUAGAGAAGAAAACAGAGUGAUGUCAUCUGCAGAUUCUUGUCACCAGUUCAAUGUUGGGACCUACUGUUUUUUUGGUGUCUGAGAUGGUGCUUUCUGUUUUCGUUGUUUUCUAUUUUUUUUCCUGUUUUUUUUAUUCGUUAUUUUUUCUAUUGUGUCUUUUUUUUAACAUAUAUUUAUAUAUCCUUAAACAGCUCAGUGUCUAUAUCAGUUUUGUAAAAGCACCAUCUUUUAUUUUGUAUUUGUAUAUUUACCAGUAACUUCUGUAUUCUUCAUAUUUCCUUCUGAUCUGUGCAAACUGACGCCGCUCUCAAUAAAACCAUUGAACUAUGACAUCAUGACCUGAUAGUUGUUUCCAUGAUCCUGUAUAUGUGCUGAUAUAACACAGAAACCAACCAGCAGCAGAAAACUGA